Messenger RNA from Macrosiphum euphorbiae (potato aphid), 1164 nucleotides. The record is from the annotation of a GenBank genome assembly. NCBI's taxonomy places the organism in Eukaryota, Metazoa, Arthropoda, Insecta, Hemiptera, Aphididae.
AUGUUACGCGAACACGAAAGGUUAAUGCACGCUGGUCCUCAUGCUAUACUUGCAACGGUGCGAUUAAAAUAUUGGCCACUCAAUGGGCGGAGAUGUGCGCGAAAAGUCGUAUAUCAAUGCGUAAAAUGUUUUAGGGCACGACCGAAAAAUGUGUCACCUUUAAUGGGUAAUUUACCCAAAUUUCGAGUCGAUCGGGCGAGUAGAUGUUUCGAGAAUUGUGGAGUAGAUUACGCAGGACCGUUUCUAUUGAAAUGCAGUAAUCGACGAAAUGCCGCAGCUCAAAAGGCAUAUAUAUGCGUGUUCGUAUGUUUCGCGACGAAGGCUUUACAUUUAGAACUAGUGUGUGAUUUAAGCACAGAUGCAUUUAUCGCUGCUUUAAAAAGAUUCAUAUCCCGCCGAGGUUUAUGUAAAAAUAUAUAUUCCGAUAACGCCACUUGCUUCGUAGGUGCGAACAAUAAAUUUAACGAAUUAAAACAAUUAAUGUCGGUGGACGACCACAAAAUACGGAUUAAUCAAUUUAUGACCAAUAAUGAAAUGACAUGGCAUUUCAUUCCUCCACGGGCCCCUCAUUUCGGCGGACUGUGGGAGGCGGCGGUUCACAGCAUUAAAAAACAUUUAAAUCGCAGUAUAGGAUCCGUAAAAAUGACCUACGAUGAGUUUUAUACGCUAAUAGUACAGAUUGAAGCGUGUCUAAAUUCACGACCACUUACCCCGUUAUCUACUGAUCCUUUUGAUUUAUCCGUCCUUACUCCUGGCCAUUUUUUAAUAGGAGACUCACUCUCAGCGUUGCCGGAACCAGAAAUAAAUAACUUAACCAAUAAUUUGUUGUCACGGUGGCAAAAGGUACAACACAUUACGCAUCAAAUUUGGAGACGUUGGAGCUUAGAGUAUCUAAGUCAACUCCAAGAACGUUCCAAAUGGAAUAAGCCAGAUAAUUCCGUUUUAAAAAUUGGUUCCAUGGUUUUGAUAAAAGACCAAAAUUUGCCCCCGUUACAAUGGCACCUGGGACGUGUUAGCGAAGUAUUUCCGGGCAGUGACGGCGUCGUACGAGUCGCAACGGUCAAUACUCCAAGUGGGCCGAGGAAGAGAGCGGUGAGGCUAUUAUGCCUAUUGCCAAUACAAGAUAACGAUGAAUCAAGUCAAAAAAAAAAUAAAAUGUUGUAA